Messenger RNA from Brassicogethes aeneus, 4220 nucleotides. The record is from the annotation of a GenBank genome assembly. Lineage: Eukaryota; Metazoa; Arthropoda; Insecta; Coleoptera; Nitidulidae.
CGAAACUCCCUGCCUUUAAAAGUAACCAAAACGUCGAGCAUGGCUUCAAUUUUGAGGUCUUCUAAAUUCGUACGGUAUAUCGCUGGUUUUGCGAAAAAUGUGGUUGUCAACACGCCUCGGGAGUUCGACGGUACUUUAGUGAACACCACGCAAUGUUUUUGCGGAGCUUUACCAAGAGCUUUGGCCACACAAGCUCAAGCCAGUGGACACCACGACCAAACCUUGGAGAAAAACUUGAGAAGAAUUGAUCAAGAUGUAAGAAAAAGUGGAAGAAUUUCACGUAGAGAUAUAGAAGAUGUUUUAGAAGACAUUCGAAAUGCCAGAACAGCGACAAGUUCACAAUCUCUGCUUGUUAUCCGAUGUUGUGGUAACUUGGUUCCUGAAGAGUUACCGGAAGUGAGAACAAAACUAGUCCAAGAAAUAUGGAACACAUUGCACAAAUUAAACGUCCCCAUGGACGUUUCUCAUUACAAUGCUUUGCUGAGGGUGUAUCUUGAAAAUGAGUUUGAAUUUUCGCCGACAGACUUUUUGAAUAAUCUUGAAAGUAAGGGGAUUGAACCAAACAGAGUCACUUAUCAAAGAUUGAUAGCUAGGUAUUGUCAAGUUGGCAAUAUUGAUGGUGCCACUAAGAUUUUGGAGUACAUGAGGGAGAAACAGUUGCCAGUGAACGAAAAUGUUUUUAAUGCCUUGAUUGUGGGGCAUUCACAAGCUGACGACAUGGAAUCAGCCUACGGGAUCCUUUCGGUAAUGACUCAAGCAGGCUUGGAACCUAGCGCGGACACUUACACCACCCUACUAUGCGGCUACGCGAAAAAAGGCAGUAUGUCCGACAUAACCAAAAUCUUCGACGAAUGCGAAUUGAAGGAAGUGUUCCUAUUGGACAAGGACUACCUCGACAUAAUAUACAGCCUGGCCGUGAACGGACAUGCGCAGCACGUACCGGAGAUCUUAAAUAAAGUUCGCAGAGCCAUCGGUUACAAUCAAGACGCCAUCAACUUGAUUUUGAGGUUAGUCAUCAAAGGGCAAGACGAGGCGGCGUUCUUGGUGCUGAAGUCGAUGACAAGGGGCUCUAGAUCCGACGGUACCCCCUCUCCAACGGGUCAUUUCUUCGUAAAACAACUAAUAAAAGCCAACAGACCGUUCGAAACCGUUUUAUCCCUCUGCAGAAAACUCGAAGCUGAAGACAUGUACGACAGAGCGCUUCUGUUGGCAGCUGAAACCAGCUUGGAGCUGGGCAACGACAAACUGGCCUAUCCUCUGCUGGAAGAGCUGCAAAAAGGCGGCACGGAGGUCAGAACGCACUACUUUUGGCCGCUGAUAAUGUCGAAAAACAACGACAAAGAUAUCGUCGACGUUCUCAACAAAAUGAGGGAUUUCAACGUCACCCCGAACAGCGAAACCAUCAGGGAUUACGUCAUACCGAAGCUGAAGGGCAAGAGCACCGAUAUAUUGGCAACACUGCGCGACGCAAACGUGUCCUUGGGUUCGUCUGCUUGCAGCUUGGUGCUGUCAUUGUUGCAAAGGAACGAAAUUGCCGAGGCAGCGGUCAUAGCGGGCAGGGUUGCCGCCUACUACAACCCGGAGUUUAUAAAGCGCCCUCUAACGGUGGCCUUUUACCGCACCAAGGACAUCGAAAACUACAUCACUCUAUUGAGGGUGGUCUACGAUAAUUUGGAGAGGAAACAGCAGAUGGAGGGCGAUCAGGUGCCGCACGAUAAAGACGAAGUGGUCGGCGAAUUUUUGAUCGAUUUGGCGAACAACAAGAGCGCUUUUCAGGAAAACAUCGAACGUGUUUUGGGAGAGGUCGUGAAACAAGGCCUGAGCAUUUCCUCGAGCUCUGCUCAAAAAAUUGAGGAAAAACUGGGCGAAAAGAUGACCGAAGCCAUCUCCGACCUCCUGGGCAAACUUACAUCUGGCGAUUUAACCCCGAUACCGGUGGAAAGAAAAGCGCCCACCUACACGCCGUCGCACCAGAUGAACCCGGCGCAGCUGGAGAGGCUCAUCGCCAACUUGGAGGCGAAAAAGCAGGAGACGUUGGGGUUAAAGAGGCAGCUGCUGAUGCUCUACUAUAGAAGCAAAGAUUUGGAGAAAACCGAGGCUCUUAUUAAGAGUCUAUCGGGCGAGGAGAAGUUUGUUUUCUCCAGCGGAGUGUACGCGCAGCUGAUGGACAUAUACGCCUCCCACGAUAAAGCCGAUGAAGCUAUGGAGUACUUCCGUAAACUCGGGGAGAUGGAGAGCGAGAACUUUAAGAUUGACGAGUUGAAGGUGGUCAGAUUGGCUCAGGCUUUGGUGAAGAAUGGUAGGUUAGAUGAAGCCAUUGGUAUUCUGGAGAAUACGGCUACGGAUAAAAAAAAUGAAGAGCACGGUUUUCCUUUCACGUCUUGUAUGUGGAGGAUGUUGAACUCGUUGGCCGAAGCGGGGAAAACGGAGGAUUUGGAUCGGUUGUUCGAUGUGCUGGUGAAAAAGGAGUACAUGGAACCCAACAAUAUACUUCUAGGACCUCUAAUCAAAGUGCACAUAGUCAAUAACGAUAUUGACAAAGCUUUGGAGAAGUUCGAGUGGUGCGUGAACCAAUUCAAAGCUACCCCGUGGAAGAACGAGUUAGCAUGCAAACUAAUAAACUCAGAGGACGCAGAAAAACUCCAAAAACUCACAGACCUGAGCACGUCGGUGCACGGGGAGAUAAACAGUCUGUACGAUUUGGUGUUCGCUUUCGUGGAAUGCGGUAGAGUGAGGCAGGCGAGGAAGAUUCUGGAGACGCCCGGGCUUCAAAGCAGGCACCAAAGAAUCAACACGGCCUGCGAGAGGUACAGAAACGAGGGGAUGUUGACGCCUCUGGAAGGUCUGCGCGACGCCACCAAAGACCUGAACCACAUCGACAGAUCCGACAUAUACUACCAGCUGCUGCUGAGCUACAUCAAGACGGACGAGCCGGAGAAGGCGCUGGGUCUGUGGACGCAGAUGCAGGAGGAGGAUCUGCCCCCGUCCGAGCAGUUUUUGAGGACGUUGGGCGGCUUCCUCAAGAGGAAAAACCUGCAGGUGCCGUUCGCGGUUCCCGCGGGCAGGGAGCAGUCGAGGCAGAGGAAACCUCAGGCGCAGGCGGCGCCGGUAGCCGCCAGGGAAGUGACGAAGACGCCGCAGCAAAUUUUGCGGCAGAAGUUGAAGGUGGGCGAGAUAGACGGCGCGCUGGAUAUCUACAAGAGGAGCGCGGAUAAAUUCGCCAUCGCCGACGUCUCGAGUUUGAUCGAGAAGUUGACGCAGAACGACAGGGUGACGGACGCCAAAAACAUCACGUUGGAAUUGUUGGACAAAGGAAGCAUACCCGUAAACAGAGUGUUCAGAUUCCUCCUGAACAAGUUGGCAGCAGCCGGCGAUUUGGAAACCUUAAACCUGAUCGGCACGAAAAUAAGUCAGGAAGCGAAACGUUUGGUUUCCUUCGACAACAGAAUUUGCCACGCGAACCUAGUAGCUGGCAAAGCGGAGGAGUACUUGCAGCAUUUGGAAAAGGAAAUCGACAAUGCCUCGGAAAAAGAUGUCGCCUCCAUUAGCGAGAAGUUCCCGAGAGGGGGCGCUUACGGCAUUUUGGAAAGGAACCCCGAACUCAUCGAAAAAUAUGAAACCGUAGCUAUAAAAUACGCGAAAAAAAACAUUGUAGCGCCUUUGAAUGUUCUGUGGACGCACUAUUUCAUUCAAGGAAACUUUGAUAAAGCCUCCCAAGUUUGGAGGGAUUUCCUUCAAAAUUCUCCUAGGAUAAUGUUCCAGAGGAUAGUGCAAACGGCUAGGGAAAAGCAGGACGAAGACCUAACCAAAAAAUUAAUAGAGCACUUAAAAAUCAGUAAUGUUACCGAAGGGGCUAUCGGUAAUGCGUACAGUUGCCUUUUGGAUAUUUUGCAUCAAAAAAACAAGGAGGAUGAAUUAGUUAAUGCGUUUGAAGCGGCCAUCAAAGAUAUUAAGAUUGAGAGUUUAAAUAGGACGGCCAUAUUUAGAGUUAAGGAAGUUUAUGACAAGUUAGGUAAACCUUUCAACCACACUAUUCCCCCAAAAGUAACCAAGACGGGAACAAUCGAUUCCAGUUCCUCAUCAUCAGAUGAUAAAGCUAAAAAAGUGAAUAAAUAGUUUGUAUAGUUUUCGUUUUAUUUACUUCAAAUCAUCACCCAAAGAUUCAUUAUUUUAUCUCAUUUAUUAUUCCUAUUACUAAUUACUUAAUGUUGUUUUUCAUC